Molecule: messenger RNA, 2805 nt
Organism: Mauremys mutica (yellowpond turtle)
Lineage: Eukaryota; Metazoa; Chordata; Testudines; Geoemydidae
Gene: ACAD11
Product: acyl-CoA dehydrogenase family member 11
Exons: 20
Coding region: 26-2365 (779 amino acids)
Cellular component (GO): mitochondrion
Molecular function (GO): flavin adenine dinucleotide binding; oxidoreductase activity, acting on the CH-CH group of donors
Source: RefSeq, a predicted model, not a curated record
GCAGCGGCGCCGAGAGGGGCUGAAGAUGGCAGCGGAGCCUGGCACGACCGCGGUGAGGGAGCCGCACAGGUUUGACCAGGGAGCGCUGGAGAAAUACCUCUCCCGCCACUUGGCCGGGUUUCCUGUGCAGCCCCCCGACGCGCUGGCAGCCCGGCAGUACAGCUCAGGCCAGUCCAAUCCAACCUUUUACUUGCAGAAGGGUUUUAGGACAUAUGUGCUUAGGAAGAAGCCUCAUGGCCCUCUUCUGCCUAGAGCUCACAAGGUUGAGAGAGAAUAUCAUGUGCAGAAAGCAUUAUUUUCAGCUGGAUUUCCAGUUCCUGAGCCCCUGCUGUAUUGCAGUGAUGUUUCUGUGAUUGGAACUGAAUUUUAUGUGAUGGAACAUGUACAGGGUCGCAUAUUCCGAGACAUCACACUACCUGAAGUCAGUCCAGCGGAGCGAUCUGCUUUGUAUGUUGCUAUGAUAGAAACCCUGGCCCGGUUGCACUCAUUCAGUUUGCAUUCAUUGGGUCUCCAAGGAUAUGGCAGAGGACCGGGAUACUGUAGGAGGCAGGUUACAACUUGGAAGAAACAGUAUGAUGCAUCUGCUCACGUAGACAUUCCUGCUAUGAACCAGCUGGCUGAGUGGUUAAUGAACAACUUGCCAGCUGGUGAUAAUGAGGAAAAUCUGAUUCAUGGAGAUUUUAGAAUAGAUAACAUCAUUUUCCAUCCAAGAGAGGCUCGUGUUGUGGCAGUCCUGGACUGGGAACUUUCAACCACUGGGCAUCCUUUAGCAGAUUUAGCUUAUACUGCUGCAUUUUACUUCUGGCCUAACACAAUUAAACAGUUAGGCCAAGGGGGUACCUUGAGUUUUAGAGAUACUGUAGGAAUUCCAUCACUUGAAGAAUUGACUUCAGUUUACUGCCGCUGCAGGGGUAUUAGCACAGAUUUACCCAACUUGAAUUUCUUUCUUGCUCUUUCGUAUUUUAAAAUAGCUGGAAUAUGCCAGGGUGUAUAUGCUAGAUAUCUCCUUGGAAAUUCUUCUGCAGAGAAUAGUUAUGAGUUCGCUGAGAUGGUGAAACCCUUGGCAGAAACCGGAUUACUGCUCUCGAAAAGAACUUCUUUCACGAGUGAUGCACAACCCAGCGGUACAGGAGAGCUGUUCCAGCAAACUAAAAAAGGCCAGGAGGUUCUGCGGAAGGUGAAGCAGUUCAUGAAGCAGCACGUGUUUCCAGCUGAAAAGGAAGUGGUUGAGUACUAUGCCAGGGAUGAAAAUUCACUGGACAGAUGGAAGAAACCUUCAGUGAUUGAGAAACUGAAGGAAAUGGCCAAAGCAGAGGGUCUGUGGAACCUCUUCCUGCCAGCCAUCAGUGGUCUGAGUCAGGUUGACUAUGCAUUAAUUGCAGAGGAGACAGGAAAAUGCUUCUUUGCCCCAGAAAUUUUCAAUUGUCAAGCACCAGAUACUGGAAACAUGGAGGUCCUGCAUUUGUAUGGGUCUGAAGAGCAAAAGAAACAGUGGCUUGAGCCUCUUCUUCAAGGGAAAAUUAGUUCUUGCUUCUGCAUGACAGAGCCUGAUGUUGCUUCGAGUGAUGCCACCAACAUGGAAUGCAGCAUUCAGCGAGAUGGAGAUAGCUAUGUAAUCAAUGGCAAGAAAUGGUGGAGCAGUGGGGCUGGGAAUACAAAUUGCAAAGUCGCACUUGUGAUGGCCAAAAAUAAAAAUCUUUCUGCAUCCAGGUACAGACAGCACAGUAUGAUCAUAGUUCCACUGGACAUACCAGGCUUGAAACUUGUAAGACCUCUUUCCGUGUUUGGCUACCUGGAUCAGCCCCACGGUGGACAUUUUGAAAUACAUUUUAAUGAAGUGCGAGUACCUGCCUCCAAUUUAAUACUAGGUGAAGGAAGAGGUUUUGAGAUCGCUCAGGGUCGGCUUGGGCCAGGCCGUAUUCACCACUGCAUGAGAUCCAUAGGUACAGCUGAAUCUGCUCUACAGAUAAUGUGUGAGCGUGCAGCUCAGAGGGUGACCUUUGGGAAGAAACUGUACCAUCAUGAGGUUGUUGCCCAUUGGAUUGCUGAAAGCCGCAUCGCUAUUGAGCAGGCCCGAUUGCUUACACUGAAAGCAGCCAGCAGCAUUGAUACCAAGGGCAGUGCACAAGCAAGGAAAGAGAUAGCUAUGAUCAAGGUGGUUGCACCCAGAGCUGUCCUUAAAGUGCUGGACUAUGCAAUCCAAGUUUGUGGAGGAGCUGGAGUUUCUCAGGAUUUUCCUUUGGCUCGUAUGUUUGCCUUUAUUCGGACCCUGCGAAUAGCUGAUGGGCCUGAUGAAGUUCACCUCUCAGCAAUUGCAAAACUGGAACUAUGGGACCAAGCCAAGCAACUGACCUCAAAGAUGUAAAAGUUUAGUCUAAUUGUACAAGAGCAUUAGUGCUGUUUUAUGAGGAACACCUCUGAAUGACUUAGAGGGAGGGGCAAUACUCAGGGUAUUUGAACUAAAAUUAUCUAUAUUUUUAAUAUUUACCAAAAUGUUAAUUUUCUACAUUCUUCACUGAUAAGUUUAAUAGUUCAAGGGUAUCUUGAAUUUGUUUUGCUUAGAGGUACUUGUGUCCUAAGCUGUUAAAUAACAUUUUUCCAGUUAAUCUUCCAGCUAGUGACCUGAAAGGUUACUUUAUCAAGCCCUUAGUUGUUCUUAUGUCACUGAUGUUCUCUCAGUCCAGGCCUCUGUGAAGCUGUCUGUUUGUGGGGCACUGCAUCUAGCUAAAGCUUGCAGUUUACUGUUUAAGAUUUAAAGUGUCACUAAUGCAUUGAAUAAGUCUGAAUAAAAGAUUUCUCCCCCAA